Cadophora gregata is the source of this 381-nucleotide messenger RNA. RefSeq lists its product as uncharacterized. Lineage: Eukaryota; Fungi; Ascomycota; Leotiomycetes; Helotiales; Ploettnerulaceae. The coding region runs from base 1 to 381 and encodes 126 amino acids. The record is from RefSeq and is a predicted model, not a curated record. The transcript has a single exon.
AUGAGGAGAAUGGGUUCAAGCUUCCACCCCACGCCCGCCACUACACCCAUCCAUUGCUACCUCUGUCUCCAUGUCUUUGAGUUUUUGACGUUCCAUCCAGUAAAAUCACAGGAUAGCCAGUAUCUCUUCCCCUUGAAGCCCUCACCGGGGAAGAGACGAUACUUAGGCCCGCCAUCUCGAGCACCACUACUAGCAGGCAACUACGCCCAAGCAAGAAACUUCAUGCUCCAACAAAUAGUACCUCUAUCAAAGAAAAACGGAGUGGACCCAACCAGACAUUCGCGUACAUACCCUUUCCCAUCAUACCGCAUUCAUCCCUAUUUGGGAGAACAGAUCACCAAGGCAGCAUUGUCUUCUCAGAAUACCAGUGUCAAGGCCUAA